GAUAACGAAGACGUUCCGAUAAGACAAACACCGUACACACUGAAAGCACAAGGGAUAUUUUUGUUUCUUGUUGAAUUUCGUUGUAAUAUGCAGCGUUAUCCUAACUCAUCGUUUGAAGCACACAGCAGAAGUGAACAACGUUCUGUUGUUUAUAGGGGACACACUCCUGACCCAUAUUCUCCAACAGGACAUGGUUAUGGCGGAUCAACACAGUAUGGAAUGUCCAGGGAAACGAGGGAAACAUCUUUUGUAAGUGAAGGAUAUAGACACAAUCCACAAUCAAUCCAAUCAAUUGACCAAUAUCCCAAUGACAGAUUGGACCAUUCUUAUCACCGUGACAACACCCAGGCAAUAGAACCACCAGGUAUGGGUAGCCCAUCUAGUGGAGGACCGUAUGUCGAGUCACCGUCAUCUUCUUCAAUGGACGAAACACAAGUGCAAACGACAUCCAGUGAAAUGAUGGAAAGGGCUCAUGUAAAUGAAGGAUAUAUGCAUAGACCACCAUCUAUCCAAUCAAUCGAACAAAAUCCUACCAAUAGGAUGGACCAUGCUUAUCAAUAUAACAACCCCCAAGCAAUGGAACAACCAGGUAUGGCUAAUCCAUGCAAUCAUGGAAUAUAUGUUAUGCCACCUUCUUCUCCUACAAUGGACGGUGCACGAGAGGGGGAAAACAAAAAGCAUCGAAAGACAAAACGAGAUUCAAUUCGUGUUAUCCUUACCAGGGUUUGCUCAGCUAUAUUGGUUAUCACAGACUGUGUCUUUGACUGGAUGCAGUCUAAUGAUAUGACAACACCCUCCGACAUUAUCUCAGAUAUUUCUGGUCUUCACGGUUUUACGCCACACCCUAUAAAAGAAUGCACAAGUACAGAGGAUAUCGCAGAGAAGUAUAAAUAUUUUACCAUUGCGGGAACAGUUCUCUCAGUAAUCCAACUGGCUAAUAUCAUCUUCCAAAUUUACAGCGAGGUUCAGUUCAUGAGGGAGAAAAAGCAGGCGGUUGAAGGCAACGAUAGCACUCAGAAGAAAAUGAGGGAUAAGAUUUUGAAAUAUCCUAAAAAAUUACUGGAUGGUAGAACCGAAACUCUUUAUUCUGUUUUAUUCAUAGAAAUUCCGCAAGGACUUCUUCUCCUCCGUUACCAAGAUGCGUGUGUAUCUCUUUGUGGCAAGGAAUUAAAGGGUAAACAUUUAUCUAAACGUAUUUGGUCUGCCGCUAAUGGAGGUAUUGCACUUUUGAACAAUGCUUUUCGUUAUCUUACAUGCUCUCUAAUGUGUGAAGAAGAAGUUGAGGAAGAUGACAAACCCGGAUGUUGCAGCGGUGGUGGAGGAGGAAAGUGUGUUGGCUGUAUAAGAUGUCUCUUCAAAUGCCUUUGUCCCUGUUUAUGCUGCUUCCAUCGAUACGAAUGCCUUAUGUGUGGCUGUUGGAUUUGUGGAAAGAAAUGCAUCUGCGAUAUGUGUCAAUGCUAUACUGAACCGUGGUAUUGUAAGGUAUUUUGUGGAAUUUGUACUUUUCACUACUGUCCACUUGUUGACCCUGAAAAACCAAUGGGAGCUCAAAAAUGUUGCGAUGUGACAAGCCAGUGUUUUAACUGUUCAAAUGGAUGUUCUGAUCUUUUUGAUUAUGAACCGCUUGUAUUUAACACCUCUCUUGCUACGCUAUUCAAUGGCGUGUAUGUGUUUGUGUAUUUUGGGAACAUAUGCAGCAUAUUUUGUCUUGAGUUGGAUUAUCCAAUCAUUAAAGUUAUUAUCGAUUGGAUACUGUCCGCCGUGUCCACCUUGGCCACCACAAUAUUUUAAUGAAGCAUGUGGCGAAAAACUAAAGAUGUGCAUGGUGUCAGUAUUUGUAAAUGUGUGAUAGCUAACAAAACAGUACACUGUAUUUAUUCCCUAUUAUAAUCAGA
Molecule: messenger RNA, 1895 nt
Organism: Mytilus trossulus (common blue mussel)
Lineage: Eukaryota; Metazoa; Mollusca; Bivalvia; Mytilida; Mytilidae
Exons: 2
Coding region: 88-1791 (567 amino acids)
Source: RefSeq, a predicted model, not a curated record